CCACACAGUGCAGUAGCCACUUUUCACCUCCGGAUCGAAGGCCAAACGAAGUCUGAUCGUGCUCAAAUUUUAGUAUGUUGUUCCUCACACACUCCUAUUCAUAUCCAACGGUCAGUUUCUCGUUUUGAUGCCCGGAAGGCUGUUUUCUGGCUGCGUUUUCAGACCUGCGUUUUUUGGGAGUUUUUACUCCAUUUUUGGUGAAUUGUUGAUUGUUGUUGUGCCAAGGUUGUUCCUUGAUGAUUGUGUGUGCCUCUAGUGUUUACUAGAGAGGAGAACUUGUUGUACCCACUUGUUUCUUGGUGAUUAGUGGAAGUUUGGGAGCCGUUGUUGAGCGGCCGUGGUUUUCUCCCCGAUUUGGGAUUUCCACGUAAAUCGUGUGUCAUCUACUUUAUUAUCGCUGCCAUUUAUUUGUGUGCGUGCUGCUGAUUUUUCAGAGUUCAUUGUGCUUGUUAUUCAUCUCAUUAAUUUGGGGAAAAGAUUUUAUUCGCUUCCGUUGUGUUUUGUUCCGUGCUUCCCCAACAAAGUGGUAUCAGAGCUUGAUUAUUUUUGGUUGGCUUCUUGUGUUGUUUAUGAUGGAUGACAAAGUAAUUGUUCAAGGAAUGGUUAGUUUGGACUCUACGAAUUAUUCAAUUUGGAAAAUUCGUAUUGAGGAUUAUUUAUGCUCUAAAGAUUUGCUUGACCCAAUUUUGAAAGAUUAUCUCCCCGACAUUUCAGGUAUGCCUUUAAACUCUUGUGUUGAUUGUUUGGCUGGAAAACAACAUAGAGUUGCAUUUCAUACUCGUCCCCCACAUAGAAGAAAGCAUGCCUUAGAUCUUGUUCAUACUGAUGUUUGCUCUAUGGAUGCUAGAUCACACCGUGGUGAUGUUCCUCAGAGAGUUUGGUCAGGGAAAGAGGUCUCCUAUAAGCAUUUGAGAGUCUUUGGUUGCAGAGCAUUUGUUCAUAUUCCUAGAGAUGAGAGAUCCAAGCUUGAUAAGAAGACCAAAGAGUGCAUAUUUUUGGGGUAUUCAGAGGAUGAGUUUGGGUACAGACUAUGGGAUCCACGUGAUAGGAAAGUGAUCAGAAGCAGAGAUGUGGUUUUCUAUGAAGAUCAGACUAUUGAAGAUUGUGAGAAGAAGCAGGCAAAUCCUUCUCCAUGCAUCACAGUCGAUCCAGCUCCAUCUCUUCCUCCUAUUGUAGUCCCUCAAGAUCAUGGGGGAGAUAUGCAUGAUCAUACAGUUGAGUCCCCUGCAGAUGACCAUCAUGAUGAUGAUAAUCAUGAUGAUGGUAGUGAUGGUGUUCCAGAGUCACAACCACACUCACACUCAGAGCCACCUCCAGCACCUCAGUUGAGAAGAUCCACCAGAGUCAGAAAACCUUCCACGAGACUUUCGGAGGAUGAUUUUGUGUUAGUUACAGAUGGAGGAGAGCCAGAGACAUAUGAUGAGGCUAUGUCACAUGAGAAGCUCGUGUUCUGCCGUGAGAAGGCUGGUUUGUUUGCUCACUCCAUGUAGGAGUGAGGGGGAGAUUUGUUGGGAAAUAUCCCUCCUACAUGGAGGAAGUGUCCAAUUUUAAUUGGACAAUACUUUACAUAUAUCUUUUGUAUUUGGGCUUCUUUUAUGUGUAAAGCUUUAGCCCAUUUGUUUUGGUGGCCCAUUUAUCUCCUUUAUGUGGCUAGUAACUAAAAGGAAGAUAAGAAAAAAAAAAAGAAGAGGUGAAGGAGGCAGUAGCUAUACGCAGGAAAGAGGGAGAAAAACAGAUUUCUCGCCACACAGUCCAGCAGCCACUUUUCACCUCCGGAUCGAAGGCCAAACGAAGUCUGAUCGUGCUCAAAUUUUAGUAUGUUGUUCCUCACACACUCCUCUUCAUAUCCAACGGUCAGUUUCUCGUUUUGAUGCCCGAAAGGCUGUUUUCUGGCUGCGUUUUCAGACCUGCGUUUUUUGGGAGUUUUUACUCCAUUUUUGGUGAAUUAUUGAUUGUUGUUGUGCCAAGGUUGUUCCUUGAUGAUUGUGUGUGCCUCUAGUGUUUACUAGAGAGGAGAACUUAUUGUACCCACUUGUUUCUUGGUGAUUAGUGGAAGUUUGGGAGCCGUUGUUGAGCGGCCGUGGUUUUCUCCCCGAUUUGGGGUUUCCACGUAAAUCGUGUGUCAUC
Cuscuta campestris is the source of this 2127-nucleotide messenger RNA. The record is from the annotation of a GenBank genome assembly. Lineage: Eukaryota; Viridiplantae; Streptophyta; Magnoliopsida; Solanales; Convolvulaceae.